AUGGCUGUUUCUACCGAGUAUUUGCUUUCGAUCGAGUCGGUUCGAGAGACCAAUUCGUCGACCAAGACGCUGCUGUUUGAUAACAAGCUCACCAACUUCGACGUGGACCUGUCCAAGCUGUCGGAAACGGUUGAUUUUGUCGUCUCCACUAUCAAGUCGUCUUUCCCCACAAACGAGAGUUUUCUCACGAUCCCGGUCCAUGGGAGAUACCAGCACUUUGAGUGCGGAAACACUCCGCGACUCACCAAGUUCAUCCAGACCCAGUUGGCCGGCCAGGACGAUUACGAAAUUUGCAAGAAGCUUAUCGAUCUGUUUAUCGUGAGUGUGCUUCUGGACGCCGGAGCGGGCAACCAGUGGUCGUUUGACGAGGACGGCACCAAAAUCGGCAGAUCAGAGGGGAUCGCCGUGGCCAGUUUCCACAUGUUCCUCAACGGCGUGUUCAGCGACGGAGAUAGCUACGUGGUCAACGGGGCCAAACUCGCCAAGCUAUCCGCCCAGGAACUCAAGGACGGCCUGCAAGUGUCGGAGACGAACCCAAUCUCUGGGUUUGAAGGCCGUCUCAAGCUUCUCAACAAGUUGGGAACCACUCUCGUGGAAAAUAGCACCAUCUUUGGUGAAGACGCUCGACCAGGCAAUUUGGUGGACUUCGUCAAGACCAAGUCAACUGACAACACAAUCGACCUGCCUGUUCUAUGGAAGUGUCUCAUGGAGGGACUCAACCCGAUCUGGCCAACAGAAGGUCGUAUCAAGGUCGACGGCAAGUGUAUCGGCGACUCCUGGUACCUGCAGAGCAAGAUCCAGGAAGCACACGAAAAAUAUGGCGAUAAGGCUCCCGAGUCCGCCAAAGUGGUCACCUUCCACAAGCUCACGCAAUGGCUCACAUAUUCUUUGUUCUUGCCGCUGCAGAAGUUUGGCCACUUCACCAUCAAAAACGCUCAUUACAUGACAGGUCUGCCCGAGUACCGUAACGGGGGCCUGUUUGUGGACUUUGGAGUAUUGAAAGUGAAAGAGUCGAAACUGAAACAAGGAAUCGACUUUUCUAUCAAACAGGGUCUUAGCUCAACCAUCCCGCUGUACACGCCGGACGACGACCUCAUUGUCGAGUGGAGAUCUUCAACCAUUGUGCUACUCGACCACAUUUUGUCGCUGGUGAACGAUAAACUGGACGUUACCGGAACAAAAUACGAGCUCUCGUUGCCCCAGCUGAUCGAAGCCGGCUCCUGGAAGUCCGGUAGACUUGUUGCAGCCAAACUGCGGUCCAACGGGGGCCCACCCAUCGAGCUCUUUGCCGACGGCACCGUCUUCUAA
This is a messenger RNA of Ogataea philodendri, 1308 nucleotides long. RefSeq lists its product as uncharacterized. The record is from RefSeq and is a predicted model, not a curated record. NCBI's taxonomy places the organism in Eukaryota, Fungi, Ascomycota, Pichiomycetes, Pichiales, Pichiaceae. The transcript has a single exon. The coding region runs from base 1 to 1308 and encodes 435 amino acids.